Molecule: messenger RNA, 1362 nt
Organism: Vicia faba (fava bean)
Lineage: Eukaryota; Viridiplantae; Streptophyta; Magnoliopsida; Fabales; Fabaceae
Source: the annotation of a GenBank genome assembly
AUGGCUGAAGUUGAUCAGAACGCAGGCGAAUUUGAGGCACCGGAAAUAGUUGAGACCGAACAACAGAAUGAAACGGUGGUUGAUGUGCCGGUUGUUGAGCCUGAGCCUGAGCCCGAGCCUGAGAAGAAAUGGCCAGGGUGGCCUGGUGAGAGUGUCUUCAGAAUGUUGGUUCCUGCUCAGAAGGUUGGAGGUAUAAUUGGACGGAAAGGAGAGUUUAUUAAGAAAAUUGUUGAGGACACACGCGCUCGUGUUAAGAUUCUCGAUGGUCCUCCCGGUACUUCAGAAAGGGCUGUAAUGGUAUCAGCUAAAGAUGAGCCUGGUUCCGCUCUUCCUCCUGCUGUAGAUGGCUUAUUGAGGGCUCAUAAGCGGUUAAUUGAUGGGUCAGAAAGUGAUGCUGCCCAUGCUCCUUCAGGUGCGCCCGUGAAGAUUUCUACAAAACUACUAGUACCAGCCUCACAAGCUGGAAGCUUAAUUGGGAAGCAAGGAGGAACUGUAAAAUCUAUCCAAGAAGCAUCAAAUUGUAUAGUUAGAGUUCUUGGAGCAGAAGACCUGCCUGUUUUUGCUCUUCAAGAUGACAGAGUGGUUGAAGUAGUAGGGGAAUCCACUGGAGUGCACAAGGCAGUAGAGAUGAUUGCAUCCCACCUUAAGAAAUUUUUAGUUGAUCGCAGCAUAAUUCCAAUUUUUGAAAUGAAUAUGCAAAUGGCUAAUAAUACCCAUCACAUAGAACACAUGCCAGUGCCCCCACCCCACCAAUCAUGGGGUCCACCUCAAGGUUUCCAUCCAAAUACAGGGGGAGGUCCUGGUUUCGGAGCCACUCAAUUCAUGCCACCUCCGCGACAAGUUGAUAAUUACUAUCCACCAGCUGAAAUGCCGCUUCCAUUAGACAAACAGCCCCAUCAUGGUAUAUCCGCCUAUGGAAGAGAUGCUUCAGUGGGUGUUCACACAUCUUCCAAUACCCAGUCCGCACCUUCCAUGGUCACUCAGAUAACACAGCAAAUGCAAAUUCCUCUAUCAUAUGCUGAUGCUGUUAUUGGAACGGCUGGAACAAAUAUAAGCUAUAUCAGAAGAGCUAGCGGAGCCACUGUUACCAUACAAGAAACAAGAGGAGUUCCUGGGGAGAUGACAGUUGAAAUCAGUGGUACUGCUUCUCAAGUUCAAACAGCACAGCAAUUGAUACAGAAUUUUAUGGCUGAGGCCGCGGCUGCCGCUGCCGCACCAGCGCAGCAACAAACCGGUGGGCCUGCUGCAGAUCAAGGAUACAAUUCUUACCCUGCUCAUGGUUCUGUAUACGCGUCUCCUCCUUCCAAUCCAGGACAUGCUGGAGGCUAUGGCUCAGUUUAUGGUGCAAACUAUGGGUACUAA